GUCUGUAUCUACCUUCUAAACAAAUUGUUUGUAAGCGAAAGUUCUUCUUUAUUCGAGUACCUGUCGCACAAGAGUAAGCAACAAAAAUCGUAAUGAGCGUAACAAGUAAGAAUCAUGUAAUUAAUCCGGUUGAUCCAAUCAAACAUUGCAGCAAGUGUUGUAUCGAGGCACCGUAUUUCGGUGCUCCACAUUUAUUUCAAGUAACUCCCCCAGUGGACCAUGCAGAGGGCCCCACCUGGGACAGCCGCAAAGACAUCCUUUAUUUCGUCGACAUUCACGCUGGAGAUAUAUACUCUCUGAAAUUUCUAACCGGGGAAUUGGAUUCCAUUCAUUUAAACGGUGAAGUGACACCAGUUAUCCCGUCAAAAACUGACCCGGAAAUUCUAAUUGUUGGGGUAGACCGAAAUGUGGUCGCUGUGGAGUGGAACGGUAAAAGUAAAUUCUAUCGCACCAAGUUAUUGACAACUGUAUCAAAACAAUUCCCGACGAGUCGCUUCAAUGACGGCAAAGCCGACAAACAAGGUCGCUUGUGGUUUGGAACUAUGGGCUUUGAGGACUCGCGAGGUGUGACCCCAAACCAAGGCGUUUUGUACAAAAUAACGCGCGAGAACUUGGAUGAUCCGGAGGUCAUGGUGGCCCCAGUUAACAUAAGCAAUGGCCUUACUUGGAAUUACGCAAACGACAAAUUUUAUUACAUAGAUACACCGACGCGGAAAAUCGUUGAAUAUGAUUACGAUGAUGAGAAAGGUGCAAUUACGAACGGACGAGUUGUUUUUGACCUGGCGUUGUAUGAUGCGAUCAAGGGUAAUCCCGAUGGGAUGACCAUAGACCGGGAUGAUAAUUUAUGGAUUGCACUUUAUGGUGGAUGGGCUGUCAUCAAGGUUGACCCCAGGACUGGUCAUUUGCUUCAAGUUGUUUCAAUUCCUGCGGAAGCUGUGACCUCGGUCAUGUGGGGAGGCCCUAACAUGGACCUUCUCUUUGUGACAACAUCGAGAACAUCAUUAAGUCAAGAACAGAGGUUGAGGCAACCGUUGGCUGGAAGUGUUAUUGCGUUGGCUGGUUUGGGGACCAGCGGGUGGCAGGUUUUCGAUGCCGAUAUCGUGGAUAAAAUAUAGCUAGAAUUGGGUUGGUCAGUUGUAAAAUUUUGUUUUAAUAUCUAUACCUGUUUUUUAUUUAAAAAGCAAAUGACUAACCAUGACCACGCCAUUUGCACCACAGUGGAUGCAAGGGAAAGUAAUCACUUAUUUGGAUUAAUUGUAGAUUCAGUACUUAUGGCGCACCCAAGAAAAUCGCCACUUCUAAUGAAAUGAAAAUUCUGACAUUUUACACACCAGCCAGUACAAUCAUAAGGACCAUUCUCGAUUUUUAUUAUUUUUUUUUAAUAAAUAAUGUCGUAGCAGUUUUGUGAGUUUUUGGGCACUAACAGUUAAUUUGACUACAAAGUUUUGAGACUAAGUGAAUCCUUACUUGCUAGCCUAUCGACUCCUGGUAUCAGAAAUAUAAAUUUUUACUUGGUUUGUUAAAUAAAUUAUUAAAAGAUGGUAUAAUUUGCCAACAAAGGGAUCAAUUACCAGUAGCCAACCUUUUUGAAGCUGUUUAUUUACAGUCUUGCAAUAAAAUUGACAAAAACUGA
Molecule: messenger RNA, 1633 nt
Organism: Tribolium castaneum (red flour beetle)
Lineage: Eukaryota; Metazoa; Arthropoda; Insecta; Coleoptera; Tenebrionidae
Product: regucalcin
Exons: 3
Coding region: 93-1115 (340 amino acids)
Biological process (GO): L-ascorbic acid biosynthetic process
Molecular function (GO): gluconolactonase activity; enzyme regulator activity; calcium ion binding
Source: RefSeq, a predicted model, not a curated record